Populus nigra (black poplar) is the source of this 1457-nucleotide messenger RNA. Its product is annotated as beta-1,4-xylosyltransferase IRX9-like. NCBI's taxonomy places the organism in Eukaryota, Viridiplantae, Streptophyta, Magnoliopsida, Malpighiales, Salicaceae. Gene Ontology annotation, cellular component: Golgi membrane. Gene Ontology annotation, biological process: plant-type secondary cell wall biogenesis; glucuronoxylan biosynthetic process. Bases 235 to 1332 code for a protein of 365 amino acids. The record is from RefSeq and is a predicted model, not a curated record. Gene Ontology annotation, molecular function: galactosylgalactosylxylosylprotein 3-beta-glucuronosyltransferase activity; xylosyltransferase activity. The transcript has 3 exons.
GAAUAAUCAUAAUGUGGCUUUUGAGUUUGCCAGUACCUGUCAUCGACCAGUUAGCUUCAACCUCCACAAAAAAACACACAACUUCGCUAUAAAACGACUCCUUGUAUAUUAAUUGUUGUCUUCCACAUCUCUCAAUCUCUCUCGAAGAAUCCCUUUCUUUUUCCCCAAAACUCAGCGGUCAGUAUCUGAGCCAACAGCUUGGAUUUUGAUCACGUUUUUGAGGGGUUUAGCUUGAUGGGCUCUGUGGAAAGAUCAAAGAGGAGAGUUCAGUUAUGGAAGAAAGCUAUAGUUCAUUUUGGUUUGUGUUUUGUUAUGGGGUUUUUUACAGGUUUCGCUCCAGCAGGCAAGGCUUCAAUUUUUACUAGUCAUGUUGCUGCAUCAAAUAAAUCGCAAUCCUUGCCGCAACCUGUUGAAAUGUUGCACCAGCAGGCAGCAAGUACACCACAUGCUAGUAAUGUCAACAGAAGUUUGAUAGCUGAAACUGCAGUACCAGCUCCACCAAGCUCUAAGGAAUCUGAACAUGCAACAUUCUUGGAAAAAGAAGAAACAGAAUCCAAGUUAGCGCCAAGACGACUGGCAAUAAUCGUUACGCCAACAAGCACUAAAGAUCCGUAUCAAGGGGUUUUUUUGAGGAGGUUAGCUAAUACGAUCAGGCUGGUUCCCCCACCAUUAUUGUGGAUUGUUGUGGAAGGGCAAUCAGAUUCAGAUGAAGUAUCGGAGGUCCUUAGGAAAACAGGUAUUAUGUAUAGGCAUUUGGUGUUCAAGGAGAAUUUUACAGAUCCCGAAGCAGAGUUGGAUCAUCAAAGGAAUGUUGCAUUAAGGCACAUUGAAAAACACAGGCUGAGCGGGAUUGUUCAUUUUGCCAGGCUUUCCAAUGUUUACGAUCUAGGCUUCUUUGACGAGAUUAGACAAAUUGAAACUUCCUUUCGAUGGAUAAUAUGCAGGGUGUUUGGAACAUGGCCAAUGGCAUUACUUUCAGCGAACGAGAAGAAAGUGAUAAUUGAAGGACCUGUAUGUGAUUCCUCGCAGGUUAUCGGAUGGCAUCUAAGGAAAAUGAACAACGAAACGGAUAAAAGGCCUCCAAUUCACAUUUCAAGUUUUGGAUUCAACAGCUCAAUCCUCUGGGAUCCUGAGAGAUGGGGUCGCCCUUCAUCGGUCCAGCAAACAUCACAGAACUCAAUCAAAUUCGUCAAACAAGUAGCUCUUGAAGACGAGACAAAGUUAAAGGGAAUCCCACCAGAGGACUGCUCAAAAAUCAUGCUUUGGCGUCUUAAUCUUCCUACUUCAAAAUCACCAAGUUAUCAGGAAAAUCAAGAAGACAAAAUCGUGUAGAGAGAUUCAAAUAUAUUGAUCCUAUGAUGAGCAGAUUACAAUUCUUUACAUGUAUAAAUCCUCUCUUUUCCUCCUUUAUCUAGUCUGUUUAUAGCAUAAAUCAAUGACCUUUGGAUUACACAGAA